CCCAAAUCAUUAAUCGCGUAACAUCGCAUCGGCGCGUCGAUACGUUUCGAUCCACGCGGUUCAAAGUUUUUUUUCCUCCGGUCGCACUCACAAUGUCCUACAACGGAGGAAAAUGCGCUGCCUUGUUUGUGGCGCUCGCUGCUUGUUCCAUGUCGUUCGGAGCGAAAAUCAGCCGUGCCAUAACCGACGACGUAGAAUUCAUCACACCCCGAGCUCUAGGAUUGGGUCCAGGCGGUUUGGGACCACUCGGACCGGGUGGAUUUAGAGGAAUCGAAAUUCUACCCCGACCAGAACCAUCGUGGAAAGCUGGGGCGACGCUAGUGGCCGACAACCCGGAACAGCAAAUAAUGGGCACCAUCACGUUCAAACAGUGGGCACCGGGCCACGUGGAAACCGCCAUCAACGCCACCGGACUGCCGGUGGGCAAACAUGCCGUCCACGUGCACGCUUUCGGUGACAUGCGCGAGGGCUGCAAAUCCACCGGACCGCACUUCCGUAGCAGCAUUAUCGGAAACAUCGAAGUGAAGGAUGAUGGCAAUGCGAUUAUUGACUUUCACAGUCCGUACAUCAACCUGUUCGGAUUUGCUGGCAUCGUAGGACGGGCCAUUGUGAUACACGAGAAACCUUCGGAGAUUUAUCGUUUCCCGGAUCUGUCAAUCAACAAUCCGGUAUCGUUCCAGGGCGAGGAGGACACAGUCGGUGCACGGAUUGCAUGCGGCAUCAUCACCAUUUUAGACAAUGUGUCGUAAAUGCACGGAUGUGACCUAAUUCCAAGUAUGACUUGUUUAUGUAAAUUGGUAUUCUUUUAAUGUGAUAUUGAAUAAAAUUACUCUAUUAUUGUUACUCUAUUAAGUAAUCAAUUUAGAAAAUGAUACCGUCUAGAUCUGAAAGAUUGUUUAAUAAAUGCUUAUGAAUAGAUUGGUUUACCAUCCUGAGUAUCAGCUUAUAAAACACAUUGGGGUGGAAUCCUGGAGCUAUUCUAAGAAGAACGAUGAAUCGAGUCAAGUUUACUUUCUUUCUUGUCUUUUACUUUGUCGCUCGAACGAAUACUAUUCAAAUUGGAGUGGUAAAAGAUUUUCUACUUCAGUUACAUCCACCUAACGUAAUUUUCAAAAUUUGUGGUGAUAGUGAAGAACAACUUAAUUUCUACAAAUUGUUGAAUGUGACCAAUGAGCGUUAUCGAAUAGUUAAAUUUGGACUACAAACUAAAGAUUUCAGCCACCAAACAGUAGUCGUUUUGGAUUUAUCCUGUCAUAAGUUCAACGAUAAUUAUGAAGAAAGUUUCAGUAAA
This is a messenger RNA of Armigeres subalbatus, 1291 nucleotides long. Its product is annotated as superoxide dismutase [Cu-Zn]. The transcript is spliced from 3 exons. Gene Ontology annotation, molecular function: copper ion binding. Gene Ontology annotation, biological process: superoxide metabolic process. Lineage: Eukaryota; Metazoa; Arthropoda; Insecta; Diptera; Culicidae. The coding region runs from base 93 to 749 and encodes 218 amino acids. The record is from RefSeq and is a predicted model, not a curated record.